Molecule: messenger RNA, 1926 nt
Organism: Peromyscus eremicus (cactus mouse)
Lineage: Eukaryota; Metazoa; Chordata; Mammalia; Rodentia; Cricetidae
Product: apolipoprotein L3-like
Exons: 8
Coding region: 416-1900 (494 amino acids)
Biological process (GO): lipid transport; lipoprotein metabolic process
Cellular component (GO): extracellular region; membrane
Molecular function (GO): lipid binding
Source: RefSeq, a predicted model, not a curated record
CACCAUCACAUGAUUAACUUGUUAUCCUGUGCUUUGGACUUGCAGGUUCCUGAAACUUGGGUCAACUGUGGGAACUCAAAAUCUAAACUUAGAAUAGAGAUUCUUACAAACUGGAGGCCUUAUUUUAAAAAUGGAGGAGCUUGGGUCUCACAAUACCACACCCUGGAUCCUAGAACUAUCAAGGACUCAGAACCUCCUUCUUCAGGAUUCCAGCAUAUACUGAAGAGCAGCUGAGACAUCCAGCCUUGUGGACUGAGCAGCUACUGGAGUCUUCAACCUUCUAUUCAUAGGCAGCCAUUGUUGGACUAGCUGAACCAUAGUCAGUCCUUUUUCCCUCCUGUAGCCUGGAUACCUGGUGAGCUGUAAAGAAAACCUGUCAGGAUUACCUGAGAGACAUCAAGACCCAGCAGCUGCCAUGGGCUCCCCAGAGAGAAAAGGCUUCAUUGAGUCUGUGGUUGAGUACCUCUGGGACACAAGGAGCAAGGUGUAUCUACAGCUCCAGCUGACUGAAGUGGUAGAGUGGCAACAGCCUGUGGAAGGAGCUGCUUUGUCCAGUUUCAAUAUAAUUAAUUUGAUGUUGGCUGCCGGCUUGCUGUAUAUUGCAUAUAUUAUAUUUAGGAAAUGGGAAACUUCCUUGCGUGAAGCUCCUGGUGAGAUAGUUGCAGAUCCUGAUGGAGAAGAUGUGAAUGAAGAGGAGCUCCAAAGUGACCUGCAGGACAAGACCAGGAGGGAAAAGGAAGCUUUUCUUUGUGAAGCUCCUCUUGAGAUGGUUGCAGAUCCUGAUGGAGAAAAAGAUGAAGAUGAACAGGAGCUCCAAAAUGACCUGCAGGAUAAGACCGUGAGGAAAGAGGAAACUUCCUUGCAUGAUGCUCUUGGUGAGAGGGUUGGAGAUCCUGAUGGAGAAGAAGAUGUACAUGAAGACAAGCUCCAAAAUGACCUGCAGGACAAGACCAGGAGAAAAUGCUCUGUGGUUUCCACAGGACAGAUCUUACCUACAAGCUGUCUUCCUCUCUCAGUUGGCCUCUCCUGUCACAGGGAGGAGGAAGAUGCCUUGCAUGAAGCUCGCAAUAAGACCAUAGUGGAUGCAGAUGGAGAAGAUGACAAGAAGCUCCAACAAAACCUUCAGGACAAGAAAAGGUUUUUGGAAGAUUAUCCUCAGGUGAAACUGGAGCUUGAGCAGCAGAUCAGGAAGCUGCAUGCCCUUGCAGACAAGAUUGACAAGGUGCACAGGGACUGCACCAUCACACAAGUGGUGGCCAAAUCUACCGGUGCUGUGUCCGGAGUCCUGACUAUCCUUGGUCUCGCUCUGGCACCCGUGACAGCAGGACUCAGUCUGGGACUUUCAGCCACAGGCUUGGGGCUGGGGGCUGCAGCAGCUGUGACUAGUGUUUCUACAAGCCUUGUGGAAAAGGUCAUCACGGUGUCAGCAGAAGCUAAGGCCAGCCAGCUGGGGCCAACCAGCAAGGACAAAGAGGAGGUCAUUAAAGAAGUUUUGGAGGAGAAUACACCCGGGCUUAUUUCUGUAUAUAAGAAUUCCAUUCAGAACCUGGAAGACAUCAAGAAGAACAUUGAUGCCAUCAAGCUGGCCAAAGCUGACUCUCACCUAAAAACUAAUGCCAAGCGUCUCAUCACCACAGGGAAGGUGUCAGCCCAAAACACUAGAAAGGUGGAGAAAGCAUUUGGAGGCACAGCUCUGGCAAUGACCAAAGAAGCCCGGAUCAUGGGUGCAACCAAUGCAGGCCUCUCCAUCCUGAUGGAUGUGGUCAGCCUUGUGGAAGACUCAAAGCAUUUGCAUGAGGGUGCGAAAGCAGAAUCUGCUGCAGAGCUGCGGCAGCAGGCUCAGGACCUGGAGCAGAAGUUGAAGGAGCUCAUCCGGGUCCAUGACAGCCUGACAAAGUGACCUCUUCUUCAGUGCAGCUCAGAGGA